This is a messenger RNA of Caenorhabditis angaria, 8391 nucleotides long. The record is from the annotation of a GenBank genome assembly. Lineage: Eukaryota; Metazoa; Nematoda; Chromadorea; Rhabditida; Rhabditidae.
AUGACCAAAAAGCACAAGAAGCCGGAGCUCGCCGAGCUGAAACAAGAAGUCAAAAUGGACGAGCACAAAAUUCCGCUCCGCCAACUCGCCGAGCGCCUUCAAACCAACCUGGACACAGGGCUCACUUCCGCUCGCGCAGCCGAAAUUCUUGCGCGGAACGGACCGAAUGCCUUGAGCCCGCCCGAAACCACACCGCAAUGGGUGGUUUUUUGCAAGAAUUUGUUUGGCGGAUUUGCAAUGUUGUUGUGGAUCGGAUCGUUUUUGUGUCUGUUUGCGUAUACGGUGGAUUGUUUGACGAUUGAGUAUCCGAAUGUGGAUAAUGUUAGAGUUUUGGGGCUUUUCCUGGCAUCCAGGGGGCUUGAGAGAAGCCUAAUAGCUUCUAGGGGCUUUUCCUGGUCCCUGCGAGCCUUUGGGGGCUUUCCUUGGUCUCCUGGAGCUUUUCCUGGGCUCCAGGGGGCACGAGAGAAGCUCUGAAGCUUUUUGGACUAUUUUCUGAGAUCUGGAAGCUUUCUAGGCUAUUUUUGAGCUCUAAAAGGCUUUGGAAGGCUUCAGAAGGCUUCAGAAGCUCAUAGAAGCCCCUAGAAGGCUUCAGAUGGCUUUAGAAGGCUCCAGAAGGCUUUAGAAGGCUUCAGGAGGCUUGAGAAGCCUUCUCAAUCCUUUUGAAGGCUCCAGAAGGCUUCAGAAACCCUUAGAAAGCCUCGGAAGGCUCCAGAAAGCUCCAGGAAGCUCUAAUAGGCUUUAAAAGGCUUCAGAAGGCCUUAGAAGCCCUCAAAAGGCCUCGGAACGCUUCAGAAGCUUCCAAACGGCCUCAGAAGGCCUCAGAAGGCUUCAGAAUUCUCAAAAAUCUCCAUUUUUUUCCAGUUCUACCUCGGAAUCGUUCUAAUGGGUGUUGUGAUCGUCACCGGAUGUUUUCAAUAUUAUCAAGAGAGUAAUGCGUCAAAAAUCAUGGACUCGUUCAAAAGUCUGGUGCCAACGGUGAGUUCAGAUAACUGUCGAAUGUUCAGAGUUAGCGUAACUCAGGUUUGAGGGUGAUUUUUGGACUCUCGGUGGGAUUUGGAGCAUUUUGAGACUAAAUAUGGGUAUUUUUCAUUGAAAAUGAAGAUUUAGGUGCUCAAAAUGCGUCAGACAAGUUCUAGAAGUGAUUUUCAGAGUCUAGAGCAUUUUUGGACCAAAAGAGCUUUCCAAGGCUCACAAUCCCCCGAAUUUUCACAAUUUCCCUCUUCCAGAUCGCCCUGGUCCACCGUGACGGCAUCAAACAAGAAAUCAAGACGGAAAAUCUAGUGGUCGGUGACAUUGUCGAAGUCAAAGGUGGAGAUCGUAUUCCAGCCGACAUUCGAAUCAUCUCAGCUUCCGGUUUCAAAGUCGACAACUCGAGUUUGACCGGAGAAUCGGAACCACAAUCAAGAUCGGCUGAUUGCACCAACGAGAAUCCGCUGGAGACCAAGAACAUUGCGUUCUUCUCGACGAAUGCGGUGGAGGGAACUGCGAAGGGAAUUGUCAUCUACACGGGAGAUUAUACGGUGAUGGGACGGAUUGCGCAUUUGGGUGAGAAUUUUCAGAAAAAUCUGAAAUUUUUAAGCUGAAAAUCCACGUGGAAAAUAUCUUCUAGAAAAUUACCUUAUUUUGCUCUCGACAAAAAAAUUUCUAUAAAAAUCUUUUUAAAUUUAAUUUUUGAGCUGAAAAUCCACGUGGCAGAAUCUGGAAUUUUAGAGAAAUCUGAAAUUUUCGAGCUGAAAAUCCACGUCGAAAAUCUCUUUUCUUUAAAAAUUAGAAAAUUACCUAGUUUUGCUGUCCACAAAAAAGAUUUUCAAAAAUUUUGAAAAUUUAAUUUUUGAGCUGAAAAUCCACGUGGCAGAGUCUAGAAUUUCAGAGAAAUCUGAAAUUUUUAAGCUGAAAAUCCACGUGGUUGAAUCAAGAAUUUUAGAGAAAUCUGAAAAAUACACGUAGCAAAAAUUAACGAUCCUAACAUGAGCAAUGCAAAAUUUUAGGCUCAAAGUGAAGUCUAGGCUUAUCUGGACUCAAAAUUGUAAUCUCAAUAUGAGCAAUACAUUAUUUAGACUCAAAAUAAAGCUUUUAACAUGAGAAAUACCAAAUCUUGACUCAAAAUGAAGACUAGGCUUAUCUGGACUCAAAAAAUGCGCAUUUUCCGAGCCACAAUAGCUCUCCAGACCCCCUAAUCCCAUACAUUUCCAGCUUCCGGUCUUGACACUGGCAUGUCCCCAAUCGCCCGCGAAAUCGAGCACUUCAUCCACAUCAUCACCGGCGUCGCCAUCUUCAUGGGUGUCUCGUUUUUCAUCAUCGCACUGUGUUUGGGUUAUCACUGGCUGACAGCUGUUGUCUUCUUGAUCGGAAUUAUUGUCGCAAAUGUUCCGGAAGGACUUAUCGCAACUGUUACCGUAUGCUUGACAUUGACCGCCAAAAGAAUGGCCAGCAAAAAUUGUUUGGUCAAAAAUUUGGAGGCUGUUGAGACACUUGGAUCAACUUCCACAAUUUGCUCGGAUAAGACUGGAACGCUGACACAAAAUCGAAUGACUGUUGCUCAUGUUUGGUAUGAUGGAAAGAUUCAUGGGUGUGAUACGACGGAGACGCAGACGAGUCAGACGAAAAAGGAGGGAGAGAGUUUUGAGGUGGGCGAAUUGACAUUGCUCAUGUUAAGAGCUUUCUUUAGAGUCUAAAUAAGCUAUUGCUCAUGUCAAGAGCGUUAUUUUUAGUCUAAAUAAGGUAUUGCUCAUGUUAAGAGCAGAAAUUUAUCAUUGCUGAUGUUAAGAGAUUUAUUUUGAGUCUAAAUAAGGCAUUGCUCAUAUUUAGAGCAGAAAUUUAUCAUUGCUCAUUAUAAGAGCGUUAUUUUGAGUCUAAAUAAGGUAUUGCUCAUAUUAGAAGCAUUAUUAAGAGACUAAAUAAGGCAUUGCUCAUGUUAGGAGCCUAAAUUUUUUAGAUUUUUGAAAUUUGGAUUAAAAUGAUACCUCAUUUGAUAUGGGUUUAAGGGAUUGCUCAUAUUAGGGUUUCAGGUGGAUUUGUUAAGAUCUUUCAAGGAUUGCUCAGGUUAAGCUAUUCCCAAGUCUUAGGAGUCCUCACCUUAAGAUUCAAAAUUUUAUGUUUAGAGCAAAAAUAUGGUGUUGCUCAUGUUAGGAGCAUUAUUUUGAGCCUAAAUAAGGUAUUGCUCAUGUUAAGAGCAGUAUUAACAGACUAAAUAAGGCAUUGCUCAUAUCAAAGUCCUCUUCCAGGCUCUUCUCCACAUCGCCUCGCUCUGCAAUCGAGCCGAAUUCAAAGCCGGCCAAGAACAGACGCCGAUUCUUCGCCGUGAAUGCACCGGUGACGCUUCCGAGAUUGCUCUUCUGAAGUUCACCGAACUCAUCCACGGAAACAUCCUGGCAUACCGUGAAGCUCACGAAAAGCUCGCUGAAAUCCCAUUUAACUCGACGAAUAAGUAUCAGGUCUCGAUUCAUCGCAAGAAAUCUGGAGCAGGAUUCCAACUGGUGAUGAAGGGGGCUCCUGAGAGGAUUCUGGAUGUGUGCUCGACGAUUCUGACGAAUGGCAAGGAGGUGGAGCUGUGCGAAAAGCAGCGGGCUCAAUUUAAUGAGGCCUAUGCGGAGCUCGGAGGGAUGGGCGAAAGAGUUUUGGGAUUUUGCGAUUUGGAAUUGGCGGGCUCGGAUUAUCCGGAGGGCUUUGAGUUCAAUGUGGAGGAUUUUCCGCUCAAGAACUUGAGAUUUGUGGGGUUGAUGAGUAUGAUUGAUCCGCCGCGCGCGGCGGUUCCGGACGCGGUAGCCAAGUGUCGUUCCGCAGGCAUCAAAGUCGUCAUGGUGACUGGAGACCAUCCGAUUACAGCCAAAGCCAUCGCCAAAUCAGUGGGAAUUAUCAGCGCGGAAACUGUGGAGGAUAUUGCCGCGCGGAAAGGCUGUGCGGUUGAGAAGAUUCCGCGUGCGCAAGCCAAGGCCGCGGUGAUUCAUGGCGCGGAUUUGAGAGAAAUGUCGGAUGAGGAAUUGGGAGAGGUGAUUCGAACGCAUAGUGAGAUUGUUUUCGCAAGGACGUCGCCCCAACAGAAAUUGAUGAUUGUGGAGGGAUUUCAGAAGCAGGGUGAGUAAAAUUCUGAAUUUUUUGAGCCCAAAUUUGCUCUGAAACUUGGAAAUUCGGGUUUUUCACGAAAUUCUGAAUUUUUUGAGUCAAAAUUCGCUCUGAAACCUUUAAUUUUGGAUAUUUUGGCCCAAAUUUACCUUGAAACCUGGAAAUUUGGAUUUUUCACGAAAUUCUGGAUUUUUUGAGUCUAAACAUGGCUAAACCCCUGAAAUUUUUGGAUUUUCAAGGAAUUCUGGAUUUUUUGAGCCCAAAUUUACCUUGAAACCUUGAAAUUUGGAUUUUUCUGGAAAUUUUGGGUUUUUUGAGUCUAAACAUGGCUAAACCCCUGAAAUUUUUGGAUUUUCAAGGAAUUCUGGAUUUUUGAUCCCAAAUUUACCUUGAAACCAGAAAAUUUGGAUUUUACCUGAAAUUUUUGGAUUUUCACGAAAUUCGUGGUUUUUUUGAGUCUUAACAUGACUAAACCCAUGAAAUUUUUGGAUUUUUCAUAAAAUUCUGAAUUUUUUGAGUCAAAACAUGGCUAAAACCUUGAAAUUUUUGAAUUUUCUCGAAAUUCUGAAUUUUUUGAGCCCAAAUUUACCUUGAAACCUAAAAAUUUGGAUUUUUCAUAAAAUUCUGAAUUUUUUGAGCCCAAAUUUACCUUGAAACCUGGAAAUUUGGAUUUUUCUCGAAAUUUUGGGUUUUUUGAGUCUAAACAUGGCUAAACCCCUGGAAUUUUUGGAUUUUCAAGGAAUUCUGGAUUUUUUGAGUCCAAAUUUGCUCUGAAACCUGAAAAUUUGAGUUUUGGCACGAAAUUUAGGUCUAGAAAGUCUGGAAAUGCUGGAAUUCGUAAUUUUCAGCGAUUUACAGCACAAAAUGUGAGCCUAGAAGUAAUUUUUAGCACAAUUUCAUACAGUAGCUUUUGACGAGUUUCUCGGCUGAAAGUUUGUGCUGAAAAUGCUGAAAAUUGCUGAAAAUCGUUGAAAAUCAAUAAUUCCAGCAUUACACUUGAGCCUAGAAACUCUAGAAAAAAAAGACUAGGAAAAUUGGGCCCAGAAAUCCACGUUGCAAAUUUUAGGCUUGAAAAAAGGCCCAAAAGUACACGUGGCGAAAUCUAGGCCUAUUCAUACUCAAAAUAAUCCUAUUAACAUGAGCAAUGCUAAAUUUUGACUCGAAAUAACGCUCUUAACAUGGGCAAUGCCAAAUUUUGACUCGAAAUAACGCUCUUAACAUGAGCAAUGCCAAAUUUUGACUAAAAAUGAAGCCCAGGCUUAUCUGGACUCAAAAUAAUCCGAUUUUUUCCAGGCCACAUUGUUGCUGUGACAGGAGAUGGUGUCAAUGAUUCACCAGCUUUGAAAAGAGCCGAUAUCGGAGUUGCUAUGGGAAUUGCUGGAUCAGAUGUUUCGAAACAAGCCGCUGAUAUGAUCCUUUUGGAUGAUAACUUUGCCUCAAUUGUUGUUGGAGUUGAAGAAGGAAGAUUGAUUUUCGAUAACUUGAAAAAAUCCAUCGCUUAUACUGUAACAUCGAAUAUUCCCGAACUUUCGCCAUUUUUGACAUAUAUUUUGUUCGGAAUUCCAUUGCCAUUGGGAACUGUUACUAUUUUGUGUAUUGAUUUGGGAACUGAUAUGGUUGGUUUGGAAAUUUAGGAUUUUUUGGAGCUGAAAAUCUCGCUGAAAAUCCACGUGGCAAAUUUUAGAAGCGAAAUCUGGAAUUAUAGAGUCUAAAAUUAAAAAACCCUGCAUUUUUUGAGCUGAAAAUCCACGUGGAAUUCUAAUUUUCGAAAAAAAUUGAAGUUCAGAGUUUUCAGAGCUGAAAAUCUGGCUGAAAAUCCACAUGGCAAAUUUUAGAACCGAAAUCUGGAAUUAUAGAGUCUAAAUUUAAAAAAAACCUGAAUUUUUGAGCUUCAAAAUUUGAAAAUUCCGGAAUUUUUGAAGCUGAAAAUCCACGUGGAAAAUUGUUUUUUUUUUAUUUUAAAAUUCCGGAAUUUUUUAAGCCACGUGGCAUUUUUUUUUUUGAAAAUUUAAAAAUUCUGUAAUACCUGAAAAUCCACGUGGAAUUUUUUUUCGGAAAGUCUAAAAAUCCUCCGAAAAUUCUGGAAACAAAUGAUGCCACUUGGAUUUCCAGCCGAAUUUUUUAAGACUAUCUGAAAAUCCACGUGGCAGUUUUUUUUCUGAAAAUUUUAAAAUUCGAAAGAAUUUUUGAAGCUGAAAAUCCACGUGGCAAUUUUUUUCUGAAAAUUUUGAAAUUCUAGAAUUUUUGAUGCUGAAAAUCUGGCUGGAAAUCCACGUGGCAUUUUUUUUUCUGAAAAUUUCAAAAUUCAAAAGAAUUUUUUGAAGCUUAAAAUCCACGUGGAAUUUUUUUCGAAAAGUCUAAAAAUCAUCCGAAAAUUCUGGAAAAAUAUGAUGCCACGUGGAUUUCCAGCCGAAUUUUUUAAGACUAUCUGAAAAUCCACGGGGCAGUUUUUUUUCUGAAAAUCUUAAAAUUCAAAAGAAUUUUUGAAGCUGAAAAUCCACGUGGCAAAAAUUUUCUGAAAAUUUGAAAUUUCCGGAAUUUUUUGAAGCGAAAAUCCAUGUGGCAUAAUCUAGAAUUUUAAAGAAAUCUGAAAUUUUUAAGCUACAAAAUCCACGUGGCAAAUUUCUCUGAAAAUUAAAAAAUUCUGCAAUUUUUGAAGCUGAAAAUCCACGUGGCCAAAAAUUUUCUGAAAAAAAAUUCGGUCGAAAAUUCUGGAAAAAAAUGUUGCCACGUGGAUUUCCAGCCGAAUUUUCAAAGACUUCUGAAAAUCCACGUGGCAAACAUUUUCUGAAAAUUAGAAAAUUCAAGAAUUUUUGAAGAUGAAAAGCCAAAAUUUAGAAAAACCUGAAAUUUGGAGCUGAAAAUCCACGUGGCUAUUUUUCUAUACUUUUAAGAAAUCAUCUGAAAAUGUUGGUCUGAAAAUCCACAUGCCUUAAAGCCCAAAAUUCACCAUUUCUGGCCUUGUAAAAGCCCGAAACACCUCAAAAUCCACCAUUUUCGGCCCAGUAAAAGCCUAAAGGCCAAAGCCUUCUUCCAGGUCCCCGCAAUCUCGUUGGCCUACGAAGAAGCCGAAUCCGACAUCAUGAAACGAGCCCCACGUGAUCCAAAUCGCGAUAAACUUGUAAACGAGCGGUUAAUCUCAUUGGCCUAUGGCCAAAUAGGCUCAAUUCAGGCCGCCGCCGGAUUCUACACCUAUUUUUGGAUUAUGGCCGAAAAUGGAUUUUUACCGUGGGAUUUGUACAAUUUGAGAUCGCAAUGGGAUUCGAGAUCCUAUAAUAGUGUGGUGGAUUCGUAUGGACAAGAAUGGGUAGGCUUUUGGGCUUUUUAGUGCGAAAAAAGGGCUUUUUGGAUAAUUUCAGGCCUUGAGGGCUUUUUAGACUGAAAAAUUGUGAUUUUUGACGAAAUUUGAGCCCUGGAAGUGAUUUUUCACAGUAAUUAUAAGGUUCAGAGGGUUUUCAGGCCCUGAAAAGGCUUUUUAGUCUAGAAAAUCAGGCUUUUCGCUAUAUUUAGAGCUCUGGGAAUGAUUUUAGAGUAAUUUUAAGAGUUUUAGACUAGGAUUGCUCAUUUUAAGCAAAAUUUUCGAUUUCAGCGUGAAAUUUUGACAAUAAAGCUCUCUAAGAGAUCUCAAAAGCCCUCUAAUGAAAAAUAACUUUAAAAUCAUAUCCCAGUGUCCAAAAUUUACCGAAAAUCCGAAUUUUACGUUCUAGAAAGCCCUGUAAAACCUCGUGGAGCCAAAAAUUCAGCCUAAAAGCCCUCUAAGCGAUCUCAAAAGCCCUCUAACGUAAAAUUACCUUAAAAUCAUAUCCCAGGGCUUAAACUUCACUAAAAAUCCAAGUUUUCUGGUCCAGAAGGCCCCUAAAGUAAAAAUUUAGCCUAAAAGCGAAAAUUUUAUUCAAAUUCCCUUUAAAUUCUUUAAUUUUCACGUAGAACACCUUAAAAUGCUCCAAAUUUCUUCCCAAAUCCAAAAUUUUGCAGAGCUACACGGACCGAAAAGUGCUUGAGCACACUUGCCAAACCGCCUACUUCGUCUCCAUCGUCGUUGUCCAAUGGGCCGAUUUGAUCAUCUCAAAAACCCGCCGAAAUUCCCUGAUCCAACAAGGAAUGUCAAACUGGACCAUGAAUUUCGGCCUGGUUUUCGAGACGGCCUUGGCCUGGUUCAUCUGCUAUUGUCCGGGAAUGGAUCAGGCUUUGAGAAUGUAUGGUCUAAGAUUCUCGUGGUGGUUCUGCGCGGUGCCAUUCGCUUUUGUGAUUUUCAUUUUUGAUGAGACGAGAAGGUUCCUGAUCAGGAAAUAUCCUGGAGGCUGGGUUGAGCGCGAGACCUAUUAUUAA